Messenger RNA from Cavenderia fasciculata, 2076 nucleotides. RefSeq names its product acyl-CoA oxidase. The transcript is spliced from 5 exons. Lineage: Eukaryota; Evosea; Eumycetozoa; Acytosteliales; Cavenderiaceae. Gene Ontology annotation, molecular function: fatty acid binding; FAD binding; acyl-CoA oxidase activity. The record is from RefSeq and is a predicted model, not a curated record. Gene Ontology annotation, cellular component: peroxisome. The coding region runs from base 1 to 2076 and encodes 691 amino acids. Gene Ontology annotation, biological process: fatty acid beta-oxidation using acyl-CoA oxidase; lipid homeostasis.
AUGUCAACGACUACUCAAGCAUUACAAGAUAUCAAAAAUGAGAGAUCAAAAGCAUCAUUUCAUGUUGAAACAAUGACUAAUAUUAUCUAUGAUCAAGAAUCAUUAGAUACCAAGGUAAAACCUACUACUCAAAGAAUCAAUAUAAAAAGAAAAGUAAAAGAAGCUUAUUCAAAGGAUCCAGUCAUUUCAAAACCAGAACAACAUUAUUUCUUAUCAAGAGAAGAUCAAUUUUCAAGAUGUUUGGAUGUAGUCUCUAGAGUGAUCAAUAUUAAAAAGAAUUUGGGUUUGGUCAAUACACCAGGUCUGGAAUUCCAUAGAGAACUUGGUCAUGAAAUGCCAUUAUUAUUACAUGAUGUUGUAUUUGCUGGAUGUAUCAAAUCAUUGGCAUCAGAUGAACAAUUAAAAGAAUGGUUACCAAAGAUUUUAAACUAUCAAUGGAUUGGUUCUUAUUCUCAAACUGAAUUGGGCCAUGGUUCAAAUGUUGCUAGUCUUGAAACUACUAUUCAUUAUAUUGAAGAAACAGAUGAAUUUGAAAUUAAUUCACCAAGUUUAACAUCAACAAAAUGGUGGAUUGGAGCACUUGGUAAGAUUUCAACUCAUACCAUUGUUUUUGGUCAAUUGUGGUUAAAGGAAAAAGCAACUGGCGAGUUGAAAAACUAUGGUGUUCAUCCAGUAUUGGUCCAAAUCCGUUCAUUGGAUGAUCAUAUUCCAUUAAAAGGAGUAGAAGUUGGUGAUAUUGGUCCCAAAUUUGGGUUUAAUAUGGUUGACAAUGGUUAUCUUAGACUUGAUAAAUUUAAAGUACCAAGAUCAAAUUUAUUAUCAAGAUUCUUUCAAGUUACAAGACAAGGUCAUUAUAUUGCACCACCACAUCCAAGAUUAGUUUAUGCAGGAAUGGUAGGAGUAAGAGCACAUUUAAUUGAAGAUUCAUUUACACAAAUGGCCAAAGCAAUUACCAUUGCCACUAGAUAUUCAAUUGUUAGAAGACAAUUCAAGACCAAUUCUAUUAUUGAGAAUAUGGUAUUAAACUAUGGUAGUCAACAGAUGCGUAUAUUCCCAUCGAUUGCUGCAACCUAUGCUUUUGCUUUUAUGGGCAAGAGAUUGUACCAAUCCCAUGUCGCCAUGAUGACUGCCAUCAAAAAGAAUCAUGAUGUUUCACGUCUCUCUGAACUCCAUUCACUGUCUUCUGGUCUAAAGUCUCUCUGUACCACCAUUGCUUGUAAAGCAAUCGAUGAUUGUAGAUUGGCUUGUGGUGGUCACGGGUAUUCAAACCUUAGUGGUUUACCAACUCUAUAUGCUGGUUAUGCUCAUGUUCUAACUGCCGAAGGAGAGAAUAAUAUUCUACCACAACAAACUGCUAGAUACCUAUUAAAAGUAUUUAAAGAUGUUUUAUUGUCUGGUCAAACCAAAGUAGGAGAGACUGUACAAUAUUUGGUCAAUGAAAGUAAUGAUCAAUCACAUGCUACUUUGGAACAAUUCCUUGGUCUUCCCGUAGGUCAAUUUGCAACUGGUCAAACAUUGUUAAAACCAGAAGUAUUGUUAAAGUUGUAUACUCAACGUUCAUUCUCUGAAUUGGCUCGUUUAGCAUUCCUCCUUCAAGAUGCUACUGCCAAUGGAGAUGAUUUGGCUCAAACCUGGACCGAACUCAAUACCGAUUGUAUCCGUGUUAGUCAUGCCUAUUGCCAGGUAUAUAUCCUAUCUAGUUUCUUUGACGAAAUCAAUCGUCUACCAACUUCACCAUCCAAGGAUGUCCUUGUCAAACUUGCACAACUCUAUGCUCUUGUUCAACUCGAAACUAGUGCCGGUGAUUUCCUUCGUUCUGGCUUUUUAUUGCCAAAACAUAUUGAUACCAUCCGUGGUCUCAUUCCCUAUCUCCUUCGUCAACUUAGACCAGAUGCUCUUCCAUUGGUUGAAGCAUUCGAAGUAAGUGAUCUCGCUCUUGCCAGUGCUAUUGGUCGUUCCGACGGUAAAGCUUACGAAACCUUAUUUAAUUUGGUUAAAUCCCAACCAUUCAAUCAACCCAAAGUAGUUGAUGGUUUUAAUCAAUAUUUACAACCAAUCAUUAAAUCAAAACUUUAA